This is a messenger RNA of Nicotiana tabacum (common tobacco), 603 nucleotides long. The record is from RefSeq and is a predicted model, not a curated record. Lineage: Eukaryota; Viridiplantae; Streptophyta; Magnoliopsida; Solanales; Solanaceae.
AUGGGAGAACUGACAGUCUUUCUCAGACUUCAAAUCAAACAGUCUCCUAAAAGAAUUUUCAUUAGCCAAUCCAAGUACACUAAGGAGCUUAUCAAAAAGUUUGGAAUGGAAAAUGCAAAGUCAAUCGGCACUCCAAUGAGUCCAACAACAAUACUCGAUGAAGACAACAAUAGAAAAAAGGUUGAUGAAACCAUGUAUAGAGGGAUGAUUGGAUCCCUAUUAUAUCGCACUGCUAGUCGACCAGAUAUUAUGUUCAGUGUUUGUAAGUGUGCAAGAUUUCAGUCGGCUCCUAAGGAAUCUCAUCUCACCGCAGUUAAACGAAUCAUUAGAUAUCUGAUUGGAUUUUCAGAUACAGAUUUUGCAAGUGACAAGAUUGAUAGAAAAAACACUAGUGGCAUGUGUCAACUCUUGGGAAAUGCAUUGGUAUCUUGGCAUAGCAAGAAACAAAAUUGUAUUGCCCUAUCAACGACUGAAGCAGAGUAUUUAGCAGUCGGAAGCUGUUGUACACAAGUUCUCUGUAUUAUGCAUCAACUUCUCGACUAUGAUUUAUCUCUUACUUCUACUCCUAUAUUUUAUGAUAAUACUAGUGUUGUUUGCUUAUGA